Messenger RNA from Orbicella faveolata, 651 nucleotides. RefSeq names its product E3 ubiquitin-protein ligase COP1-like. Gene Ontology annotation, molecular function: ubiquitin protein ligase activity; protein binding. The record is from RefSeq and is a predicted model, not a curated record. Gene Ontology annotation, biological process: proteasome-mediated ubiquitin-dependent protein catabolic process. Lineage: Eukaryota; Metazoa; Cnidaria; Anthozoa; Scleractinia; Merulinidae.
CAACAUUUUAACGAGAGGCUCUGGGUACGAGAAUGGCCCAAACUAAACGUGCACUCCAGAAUCUAUAUUGUUAGAAUGAAGUCAAUAUUUUCCUGUACCAUUUGUUUCACAGAGCAAACACCCGCCGGAACCUGACUUGGAAAUGUGAAUGGUACUUUACAGCAAGCGUUUAUGAAUUCUUUGGUGUAGAAUCUGAGCACAGAUGUCUCAACUGUCGUCGUCGAAUUCGACCUCCGGUCAGGCGAGUCAAACGAGGGCUGGACGUCGCCGAAAGAGACCGCAUCCUCCAGUUUAUGGUGGAAUUAUGAAUUCUUUCAGCGAUAAAAACAGUGAUUUUGUUUGUCCGAUUUGUUUUGACACCAUCGAUGAGGCUUUUAUGACGAAAUGUGGACAUACGUUUUGCUAUCAAUGUAUUACACGGAGCCUGGAAGAGAGCAAUCGCUGUCCCAAGUGUAACUAUAUCAUAGACAAGCCUGAUCAGAUAUUUCCAAACUUUCUCUUGAAUGAACUGGUACAAAAAGUGAAAGAAAGGACAGGCCAGAAGAAAACAAAUAAAAUGGUUCCAGACACCCAGGUAAAGAUUAAUAUAUAGAUUUAGGCCAGCCUAAAAGCAGAGCUCUUGGGCCAGGUUGUUCAGAGCCUGAUUAAGCU